AUUGCUGCACCAUUCACGUCUUGACUUUUCUCUCAGCAUUCCCAUGUUCUUUCUCAGGCAGUUACAAUUUCUAGUUCAGGUACAUAUUUUGUAGUGAUACUGUGUUGGUUCUUUCCUGUGACUUGAGAUGUACCUGUCAUUAGAGCUCCACCUGUCCCGAGCCAGGUGGGAGGGCCCAGCCCGCCCUGCGCAUAUCUUGCUCUCAGGGCAGAGGAGCAGGAGGGUGAAAUGUGGCCCAACAGGUCUGAUGGGAGCUCAGAGAGAACGAGAGCUUGCUGAGAGACUGACAAGCCUGUCAAGCCAGGUGGACUGUACAGCAGCCGGGUUGGGAAUCAAACAAUGACUCUGCUGUGUUCCUGUUCCUGAGUGUGAACCUGUGCGGCUAUAGAGUGACCCUCGCCAUACUUUAACAAGAGUGGAAUUUCCCUUGCUCCAUAGUGCCGAUGAGAGUCAGGAAGGGGCUUUGAGAGGAAGAGUGGGAGGAGGGUCUGUUGGGCUGGGGAAGGGGUGGGGGAGACACACCGUGGAGCCGUGGAGUGGACACAAGAGUAGACAUGCUUCACUACGGGCUUGGGCGAACGGUUUCCAGCACCACAACUACCGCCGACUCUCCAGAGUCCAGCAGUGAGAGGUCAAUCCGACGCCUCCGUUUGACCCUCCACGCAGGAGAUGCCGCAAACAACGAGUCCAGAUCUGCUUAUUCGGAUGCGGAUGACAAAGAUGGCUGGAAAAAAAGGAAUGGGCUCAUCCAAAGGGAGAGGCCAGCUGGUAGAGAGUCACCCAAGCAGCACCUCAGUGACAUGACCAAUGGGCUGCCAGAGCCUUCGCUGCAGCAGCGUGGCCCUAAAAUGUAUGGCGUAGUGCAAAGGAACAACACGGACAGACAACAGGAAGUGAUGGCGCGCGAGUGGACUGUCCAUCACCUUCAUGAUGAAAUGAGGUACAUCAGGGAGGUGAGGGAUUCCUUGGAGAAGGUCAGAGAGCGUAUGUAUGGCCAGUUUGGAGGCAUGCAGCAAUCUGUGCACAAGCUCUCACAGGAAAUAAGGGUUGCCAACUCCCGCCGCAGGAAUCUGGAGUCCGAGGUAAAGGUUCGCACGGCAGCCAUGGACAAAUUUGAUCAGAUGAACAGCACCCUGAUAUCAGCCAACAUUGGCCUGCAGAAAUCCCUCCUAGAGAACUGUCAAACCCGAGUGGACGUAAGAGAGGACAUGAAGAGUUUACGCAGCACCUGUACGAAAACACAAGAACAGCUGAGAGACAAGGAGAGAGAACUGGCUGCGGCACAUGCCGAAAACCAAAAUCUAAGACUUCAGGUGGAAUCUUCACGAGAGGCCAACAGCAGGGCCCUCAUGGAGCUCUCCAUGACACUCCAAAGGGACUACGAGGAAAAGCUGCUGGAAGAGCGAAGGAAACACAGGGAGGAGAUUGAAAUACUCCAGGCCCAACUGGAUGAGUACAUCAGACGACUAGAGGAAGCAGAGCUGAACAUCAAAAUUGCAGAGGCCAAAAUUGCAGAAAGGGAUGAGAGGAUCUGUGAAGUGGAGCGCCUACUUGACUGCAUGGGAACGGAAAAGAGUCAACUACAGCAAAAACUGCAGGAAUGUGAGCGCUUGCUGGAGCUGAGUGAUACAACAGACGGACCUGCAGUCAUAAGGUCCCAAGAUCUGCACGUCGAAGCUGGAAGUCUGAGAGAGAGAAUCAAACACUUAAAUGAUAUGGUCUUCUGCCAACAGCGGAAGGUCAAAGGGAUGAUUGAGGAGGUGCAAACACUACGAGCUCAAGUCGCUCAGAAGGAUAUGUUCAUCUCAGAGCUGCUGGACCGAAUUGCAAUAGUGGAGUGUGAGAAUAAUGAAUUAGAAGACAAGCUCAAGUAUUUUAUGUCCACACAGAAUAGUGAAGAAGAAGAUAUGGACAUUGGGGAGAAAAGACUAGUCUGCAAUAUUCUCCCAAGAGUUGAAGAAGUGCCGUGGCAUGAUGUUGAACUUCCUAUUCUGCAUGAACUGAAUCAUCUCAAUCCCAUAGACCACCCCCCACCUGAUCCAUCACCAUUUGCCAUACCACCUCCGCCACAAAUGCCACCUCCUUUACCGCCAGAACCUCCAUUAUCACCCACACAACCUCCAUUACCACCACUACCUUCAUCCCCUACACCACCUUCAUCACCCACCCAAACGACACUCCCCAUUCAACCCCCGUCAUCUCCCACGGAACCAUCAGCCCUACCUUCACUGUACCUAACAAUGCCCACACAAGUAAGGACAUUCAGGCCUAACAAUCCUCCGCCCAGCAGGCUGGAGUCCAGUUUACUUCGCUACACGCCUGUUGAGUACAGCCGCUUCUUAGAGUCCAACCCGACACCACCGAGAGAAAUGUUCUACUCCAGCCGAAACUCAUUCGAUUCCCAAACUUCAGCAAGCCAGUUCAGAGACGAGGUGGACGCUGAGUCGCUGUCCAAUCAAGACGAGUCUUCAACGUCGUCUCAAAGAGCAAAACCAAGGAUACGCUGCCUCAAUACACCAUUCAUGAAAUUAAUGGAAAUAACAGCUAAUAUAAACAUACAGUUACAAAUGUCACAGUGGUUUGUAAUACUGCUAGCUGUGAUGUCCUCGCCGUGGACAGAGCGCCAGGGACAGGUGGGAGACUUGAGGAACCAAAGUAGAGAACAGCUCCAAGAACUACUGCUGCGACAAAACGCCGUACUCUCGAACAAGAAAUUAAUAGAGACUCUUCCUGACAAAGGGAAGAAGCUGAGAGACUUUGCAGAAAGGAUACAACUUGCCAUUGAGCACCGUGAUGAAGAUGACAGGAGGAAGAGUUUGGUGUCGGCAGCCAGAACAGAAUUCCAGUCCAAAUACCAGCAAGCCUUCACUGUGCAGCAACAUGCGGUGCAAAGUGAGGUAGCAACCUCACCGUCGACGGAAGCGUUACCUGCCUGCAUUCAUGCGGAGCAGGACAACGACACUGUGGUUGGACUUGUCAGCAGAGAGGCUGCUGCUGAAACCAUGGUGAUGGCCGCCUCUGGGGCUUCUCUGAACUCUGUUGGGACAAAAGAGAGCGACCUUGAAGAAGCCUUGGGAAGGGUCACCAUCUCUACUAGCACUGGUUCUAGUGGUAAAAACAAGGAUAAGGAGGACAAUUACUUCCUCAGGAAGCAGACGUCAAAAAAGCCUCACAUUGUAACAGUCCUUGAAAGGGCGGAGAAUACUUCCACCCCUCGUCAUAAAUUCAAACCAAACCAGCGAGCAAACAGAGGCAACAACUCUCCGUCUGACCCCUCAUCACCCAGCCUGUCGUCUGAGGGGUCGUCUCCGCUCUCGGCACAGGCCAGGAGGGAGCGUGACAAAAAACACCUGGAUGACAUCACGGCCGCAAAGCUACCUCCUCUCCACCACAACCCAGCCCAGCUUCUGUCUCUGCAAGAGUCUGCAGACCUCCUGAGAGAACAGACUAAGAAACAGCAGGAGCUCCAGGCCAAGAUGGCAGCACAAAAACUGUCUGAGGGAUUGAAGAUCUGCAUGGACACCUACAGUCCUGACAGCGGCCCCAUGGCGGCCUACAGGGAGGUACAUGAUGAAGGAGCACAGCUCUCCUCAGAAGAAGACUGACCCUGGAAGUUUGUGUGACCCCUGAACCCCUGAGGAAAACUUUGCCUGAAUCGUGGAUGGAAUUUGAAUG
Molecule: messenger RNA, 3675 nt
Organism: Doryrhamphus excisus (bluestripe pipefish)
Lineage: Eukaryota; Metazoa; Chordata; Actinopteri; Syngnathiformes; Syngnathidae
Source: RefSeq, a predicted model, not a curated record